Messenger RNA from Amaranthus tricolor (Joseph's coat), 1877 nucleotides. RefSeq names its product tetrapyrrole-binding protein, chloroplastic. Gene Ontology annotation, cellular component: chloroplast. Lineage: Eukaryota; Viridiplantae; Streptophyta; Magnoliopsida; Caryophyllales; Amaranthaceae. Gene Ontology annotation, biological process: chloroplast-nucleus signaling pathway. Gene Ontology annotation, molecular function: tetrapyrrole binding. Bases 282 to 1091 code for a protein of 269 amino acids. The transcript has a single exon. The record is from RefSeq and is a predicted model, not a curated record.
CUACAUUAUACAACCUCAUAAUUCAUUUUCCUUUUCUUUUUUUUUUUAUCAUUAAUUACAAAAAUCUUCAAAAUCCUAGCCUCACCCUCUUGUAACCAAUAAAAAUCAUUCAUUCUAUCUUGUUGGAUCACCUUCCCAAAUUUUCCCUUGUCCCUUUCCUAUAUUAUCAAAAUUAACUCCUCUAUCUCUAUUCCCUCCACUUGUAACUUAAUUCCUUUUCUUUCCCACUUCUCUUAACAACCACAAACUUCUUUUCCCUCCCUCCCUCCCUCCCUCCUCUCAUGGCCACCAUCCACCACCACUACUCCUCCGCGGUCCGCCGCCCUCAUCGACAUUCCUUUGAUUAUUCUUCCCUUCCUUCCUCCACCACCUCCUCCCUUUCCCUUAAACACCCCAUCUCAUCCUUCUCUCCCCACAUGAUCACAUUCCCCCUCUCUUCCACUUCCAUCAAUGCCGCCACCACCACCACUCCUACCACCUCCCCCGACACCGCCUUUUCCCUCGACAUUCUCCAAAAACACCUCGCCUCCGGAGACUUCCGUCAAGCCGACGAUGAAACUCGCCGCCUACUCAUCGUUUUAGCCGGUGAAGCUGCCAUUAAAAGAGGCUAUGUUUACUUCACAGAAGUUCAAUUCAUUCCUAAGGAUGAUCUUAAAGCCAUUGAUGAGCUUUGGAAGAAGUUCAGCGAUGGCAGAUAUGGGUAUAGUGUUCAAAAAAAGAUAUGGGUAAAAGUUAAUAAGGAUUUUACAAGGUUCUUUAUUAAGGUAGGGUGGAUGAAAAAGCUUGAUACUGAAAUUGAGCAAUUUAAUUACAGGUCUUUUCCUAAUGAAUUUAUGUGGGAAUUUAAUGUUAAUGAUGGAGAUGAAACAAAUAAAAAUAACCCACCAGAAGGACAUUUACCAUUGACUAAUGCUUUGAGAGGAACUCAGCUUUUAAACUGUAUUUUCAGUCAUCCUGCUUUUCAAGAUGAUGAAGAUAAUGAAGAAGGAAGUGAUAAAGAAGUAGAUGUUGCUAAUGAUAAUUCUGAUAACAAGAAAUCAAGGUUUGCUUCCUUAAGGGAUAGAUUAUUUAAGCCUAAUUAUAGCUUUUAAUUAGGAACUUAAUUAAUUAUUAUGUUAUUUUUGUUUUUCUAUAUAUAAUAUGGUUAGGGGUGUAAGUAAUUUGGUGAAAAACCGAACAUCGAACCAAACCAGAUCGAAUAAGUAAUUUGGUUUGACUAUAUUUUAAAUUUGGUUUGGUUUGGACUGAGUUUUAAUUAUAAUUCGGUGUUCGGUUUGGACUCGGUCUAGGGUCCAACAAAACCAAAAAAAACCGAAAAAACUGAAAUGCUAAAGACAUGUUAUAUCUUCCAUUUGAUUUGUUUAAAUUUUUGCCCUUAUUUUAGAUUUUUGUUAAAAUAUUUUUACUUGUUCAAAUUAAAAACCCUAAAAUUAUUAAUAUUUAUUUAGAAGCUUUAGAAAGAAUAAGUUUGAAAUAAUAUAUGCAAAUUUGAUAUUUGGUGUAAAAUAUACAAAUCGGUGCAAUUCGGUUUAUUCGGUUCAAUUUGGAUUGGUAUUUUAAAAUUCGGUUCAGUUCAAUUUGGAUUAUAAAUUUAUGAUUUGAAUUUGGACUAAAAAUAUCAAAAUCGAAUUUUAUUCAAUUUGAUUUGAAUUUGUAUCGAAUCCGAACCAAAAACCAAACCUUCACCCCUAUAUUUAGGGCAGUAUAAGACUAUAAAUAGCAAGUAUUAUUAUUGUUAAGAAAAUUCUCCAUCUUUUGGCUUUUGAUGGGUUUUGUUUAGUAAAUCAAUUAAUGUAUAUUUGACGUUUUUAAGUAAAAGUGUACAAAUUUUAGUACAUGAGUCUAUGGGAUAAAUCAUUAGCAUGCAUUUUGUUAAA